GGAUUUUGUUUGUCAAUAUUCCACUAAAGAAGAGCAAGAGCCUAAACAGCCAAAAUCCAAAAAACCCAAACUCAAUCCUAUAUCCAACUCACAACACUCACAAGAAUCAGAUUGCACCUAUGACCAGCCUUCCAACAGGAGAAGGAACCCUGCACCGCAAUAUAUCGAAGCCUUGGAGAGUCGCGUUCAACGAGCGGAAACACUUCUUCGGGCGGUCUUUCCGGGUGUUGAUCUGAAUGACCCCAACAUUGAUACUCUUAUCCACCAACAGUUGGGGAAAAUAAAAACGGAGGCUCUGGAAAACAGUUCAACCGACAAAUCUGGAGAUCCGAAUGUACAGGAUGCACAAUUACGUUCCAUGAUAGAGUCCACUGGUCAGUUAGACCUCGAUGAGGCUGGGUAUUGGGACUUCCAUGGUGGCUCUUCCGGGACAGUUUUCAUUAAGCGCAUGAGAGAGCAAUUCGGCGGCCUGCUAGGCAAUGACCACAGCGCUCCGUUGUUUCCAAGAAUACCUCGACCGCCACUGGUGACUUCAAUGUUCGACUCUCCUAGAUCAUCAACAGACAGUCCCUACGACGCUGGCCUUCCAAACACUAUGGAUCUUCCAUCUCGAGAAACAGCGAAAGUAUUAUGCAACGACUCGCUGGAACGUGCAUGCUCUCUUCUACGCUUUGUUCAUCAGCCAACUUUCUAUGAAAUGGUUGAUAAGAUAUUCGAUACCCCCCCAGAAAACUUUGGUGACAGCGAAAACAGAUUUCUACCUCUUCUUUAUGUUGUACUUGCUCUAGGUUGUAUGUUUCAUACCGAACCUGGAGAAGAUCCGAAUGGGCCUGUACAAAAUACAUACAAAGCUGGGAUCGAUCAAGGAGUUAAGUACUUUAGAGCUGCUCGACAAAUGAUGGAUAUCACCGACUGUCGCGAUCUCACGUCGUUGCAAGCUAUUGUGUUUAUGAUUCUCUUUCUCCAAGCAUCCGCAAAUUUGAGCACUUGCUAUUCGCACAUUGGCAUUGCCUUACGUAGCGCUCUAAGGAUGGGCUUGCAUCGCAACCUCGCCGGCAACUUCAAUCCAAUCGAACGUGAAACCAGGAGACGUGUAUUCUGGAUCAUCCGUAAGAUGGACACAUACGUUUCCGCUUUGUUGGGAUUUCCUAUUAUGCUGAGUUAUGAUGAUAUCGACCAAGAAUUGCCAAUUGAGGUUGAUGAUGAGUACAUUACCAAGGAUGCUGUUCUUCCGAUGCCACCAGGGAAAACAUCUUUGCUGUAUGCCGCCUCAAACGCACAUACUCGACUUAUGGCUACUUUGUCUAAAGUCAUCAAGUACAUAUAUCCUACAAAAGGUCUUGAACAGUCUGUGCAAGGAGCUUCAAAAUCAUCAUAUGUCAUUAGUCAUGCAAAAAUUAGAGAAAUCGAAAAGGACCUUGCGGAUUGGCUUGAUAAGCUAUCCCCGGAUUUGAGACCUGGAGGAGAUGGUACACCAGAAGUCCUUCGCGUGCAGCAGCUCCUUCGAUUGUCCUAUGCUCACGUGCAAAUGAUGUUGUACCGACCUUUCUUGCACUACGUGUCCAGUAAGCAAUGUGUCGGCAAGACGAUUGACGAGAGAUCGUAUGCUUGUGCUGCGGCCUGCGUCAGCGUAUCACGAAACAUCAUCCACAUUACGACUGAGAUGAAGAGACGAGGUCUCUUGGUUGGAGCGUUCUGGUUCACAAUGUACACCACGUUUUUCAGCAUCAUAUCGUUGGUUUACUUUGUGCUGGAGAACUUGGAUAAACCUGGAUCGGAAGAAAUUCUUGCGGACGUAAUCGACGGGAAAGCUGCCCUCAAUGGCCUGGCAAUGAGAAGUCAAGCUGCGGAUAGAUGCUCAACAGCAUUGAAAAGCCUCUUCGAUCAAUUGCCUGCCAGACUGAAGGAGGGCCGCCGGGCGACAGCAGUUGUUCAACCUCAAAAAAAGCGAGCUGCCCCAUCGCCCGGCAAGUCUCGCGAUACGCAGAACUCACCCGAGGUGGCACAGCGGACUCCAGGAUCUGCUCCAGUGAUUGGAAUGCUUCCAAGGGCGACAACAUUUCCUGUGCCUGCACCUAUCCAGACAGGAAAUGUGCAGAGAGCUUCCAUGGACGGAAAUCGUUUCCAGACCAAUACCUUGUCAAAUCCGAACCUCAGGCAAAGUUUCCACGAGCUUAUGUCGCCUGCAGAUUUGUCCUCUACCGGCACCCCCGACUCUACUACUGCUGCCAAUAGCUUGCAACAAUCACCAUUUCCACAGCAACCAUUUCACAUAAACACAGCCAUUCCCGAUCUGAAUGCUAUGAUGUUCCCAUCUGCGGAUCCAUUUGCAUAUCCCAAUCAGCCGUUGAUGGAGUUUGACAAUGUGAAGCAAGAGAAUGUCGGCAUGAGGAAUGGGCCUCAAGGACAGCGGAUGUACCUCUCCAAUGGUGCCAAUGGACCUGGUCUCUAUGACGAUCUGGAAGGCCAACUAUUUGGUCCUCUUCCACCGUAUCUUAUGCAAGGCCAACCAAAUUACGACUUGCAGGGUCAAAUGGAUCCAAGCAGCUCCAUGAUGGGCGGUUUGAAUCCACAAGAAAUGAUGUAUCAGCCGGGUGUUACAGCCAACGGAGAAAUGACCGGGAACUUCGAUGGAAUAUUCUCGGGGGAUGGUGAUGAAUGGGGCAGCAUGCUAACUUCUGAUCAAAGAUAUAGAUAGGUGAGUGAUUAUGGGCUAUGGCGUUGUAUGAUGAUGAACAAAAUAAUCUACGGAUAGAAUUGGGCGGAUGGAGAACAUGUGCUGGGCGUUGGUUGGAUUACUGUGGAGUAUAAUAAGUAAUAGACCAAUUGUUUUGAGGUGAAAUGUUCUUGAACAAGGUGGAUAUCAUGGAAGUUCCACUCCAAGUCCCCCAAAACGGAGAUAGUAGUCUCAAACAAUUCAAAGGCAUAUUUCAGUUGG
Molecule: messenger RNA, 2938 nt
Organism: Hyaloscypha bicolor E
Lineage: Eukaryota; Fungi; Ascomycota; Leotiomycetes; Helotiales; Hyaloscyphaceae
Exons: 5
Coding region: 359-2698 (779 amino acids)
Biological process (GO): positive regulation of transcription by RNA polymerase II; DNA-templated transcription
Cellular component (GO): nucleus
Molecular function (GO): sequence-specific DNA binding; zinc ion binding
Source: RefSeq, a predicted model, not a curated record